Felis catus (domestic cat) is the source of this 5831-nucleotide messenger RNA. It is a transcript of the gene BMS1, whose product is annotated as BMS1 ribosome biogenesis factor. Gene Ontology annotation, molecular function: GTPase activity; GTP binding; U3 snoRNA binding. The record is from RefSeq and is a predicted model, not a curated record. Bases 1380 to 5240 code for a protein of 1286 amino acids. Gene Ontology annotation, biological process: maturation of SSU-rRNA from tricistronic rRNA transcript (SSU-rRNA, 5.8S rRNA, LSU-rRNA); ribosome biogenesis; endonucleolytic cleavage of tricistronic rRNA transcript (SSU-rRNA, 5.8S rRNA, LSU-rRNA). The transcript is spliced from 30 exons. Lineage: Eukaryota; Metazoa; Chordata; Mammalia; Carnivora; Felidae. Gene Ontology annotation, cellular component: 90S preribosome; nucleus.
GGAUUAGUAUCAUUCAAGGAUGUGUCAGUCAGUUUCACCCAGGUGGAGUGGCAGUGGCUGAACUCAGCUCAGAAGAUCCUGUACAGGGAUGUGAUGCUGGAGAACUACAGCAAACUGGUUUCAGUGGGGUGUCUUACAAUCAAACCAGAUGUGAUUUCCCAGUUGGAGCAAGGAGAAGAACCAUGGAUAAUAGAGGUGAUGUUCUCAAGCCAGAGUCUUCCAGGAAACUGAGGCUCAGAGGGCUCCAGUGAAAUACUCAAGAACUCACAGCCCACGUCGACAACCCUCUCUGAAACCGGCAUCGUACUUCUCACAGCACUUUUCUCAGCUCCCGAGGAAACAAUCCUAAAGUGUAUGAGCUGACUCACCUUAUGAUCAUGUAUUUUGGGAUUUCUUGACAUCUAGGAACCCUUGGGUCAGGUGGCAUUAACUGUUGCUGGCCGUUUGCAUUGUCCAACCUUCAGCAUCCUCAGUGGCCUUAGAGUUUAGGCAGAUAAGUUCUGUGAGAUUUGGAUCCCUGCAUGAAACUUCUAAAUAAAAUGAUUUUGUCCUUUAAGCCUAGGUUCCAGCUCCCUUGGAAAAAAGCAGCUUUUGUUAAGUAAGAAGGAAGAAGCCCCAGGAAUAGGAAUCCUACCUUGACGAUCACUCCUCUGACUUCAGACUUCUUACCACAGUCUUUAGAGCAGAGGCAGGAAACUGCUAGAAAGGAGCAGGUCCUAAGUUUGCGUAGUCUGAAGUAGCCGUUCUUUAUUUUGCUCAGAAGGAGCAUUGUUUCACUAUCACCAGAUCCAGAGGGCCUCACCAUGAUGGUGAAAGGUUGGGACCAAGUUUCAGAAAAGAUAGCUAUACAUUCAACCUUCUCUAUACUUUCCCAAAAGGAACAGAAAAAGAACAAAUCCGGGGAUCAAUUUCAUUUGAGGAUGUGACUGUGAACUUUACCCAGGAGGAGUGGGGUCAACUUGACCCUGAUCAGAGGACCUUGUACAGGGAUGUGAUGUUGGAGAACUAUGGCAUCUUCAUCUCACUGGGUAGUAUCUGAGGAUGGCAGAAUACAAAGCUGGGAAGGAGUUGGGUCAACAGUGUCUUUUGAGCAGGUGAAUUAACCACUCCUGGAGCUUCUUUAUAUGAGUAACCAAGUUGCCCUCGUGACCCAGGAGCUAAUAGAUCUCCCAAACAUUCUUGGCUUAACAUUUAUUUCUGGGAAGGACAUUUGAUCCAAAUGGUCAUGCCAUUAUCGUCUUCUUCAUCACUCUCAUCAGCAUUUUCUAAGAAACAGUGUCUCAGGAACACCACCAAAAGACCGUUGGAUUUGUCCCUUUUGCUUAGAAGACUCACCUCCAUUCAGGUUAGAGUUACUUGUGAAUUGGUAAAAAGCCACUAUGGAGACUAAGGACCAGAAGAAACACAGAAAGAAAAACAGUGGGCCCAAAGCUGAGAAGAAGAAGAAACGGCAUCUGCAGGAUCUCCAAAUUGGAGAUGAGGAAGAUGCCCGGAAGAGAAACCCCAAAGCCUUUGCAGUACAGUCUGCUGUGCGGAUGGCUCGAUCCUUUCACAGGACUCAGGAUUUGAAGACCAAAAAGCAUCAUAUUCCGGUGGUUGAUCGAACUCCAUUAGAGCCCCCACCAAUAGUGGUAGUGGUGAUGGGGCCUCCAAAAGUUGGAAAGAGCACUUUGAUCCAGUGCCUAAUUCGGAACUUCACUAGGCAGAAACUGACAGAGAUCAGAGGCCCUGUUACGAUCGUGUCAGGUAAAAAGCGCAGACUUACCAUCAUUGAAUGUGGGUGUGACAUUAAUAUGAUGAUUGAUCUGGCUAAAGUGGCAGAUUUGGUUCUGAUGCUUAUAGAUGCCAGCUUUGGUUUUGAAAUGGAAACAUUUGAGUUUCUAAACAUCUGUCAAGUACAUGGCUUUCCUAAAAUUAUGGGCGUUCUCACUCACUUAGAUUCCUUUAAGUAUAAUAAACAACUGAAGAAGACAAAGAAGCGAUUAAAACACCGGUUCUGGACAGAAGUUUACCCGGGUGCUAAGCUGUUCUACCUUUCUGGAAUGGUACAUGGAGAAUAUCAAAACCAAGAAAUUCACAAUCUGGGCCGUUUUAUUACAGUUAUGAAGUUUAGGCCUCUUACGUGGCAGACCUCUCAUCCCUAUAUCUUGGCAGACAGGAUGGAAGAUUUGACAAACCCAGAAGAUAUUCGAAAAAAUAUCAAGUGUGACCGAAAAGUAUCUCUUUAUGGUUAUUUAAGAGGAGCACACUUGAAAAGUAAAAGCCAAAUUCACAUGCCAGGUGUAGGAGAUUUUGCUGUGAGUGACGUCAGUUUCCUCCCAGACCCCUGUGCGCUUCCUGAACAACAAAAGAAGCGCUGUUUAAAUGAGAAAGAGAAGUUGGUUUAUGCGCCGCUAUCUGGAGUUGGUGGUGUGCUGUAUGACAAAGAUGCGGUCUAUGUUGAUCUUGGCGGCAGCCAUGGCUUCCAGGAAUCGGACGAGGUGAGGCCCACCCAUGAACUGGUACAGAGCCUCAUUUCCACCCAUUCCACUAUUGAUGCCAAGAUGGCUUCAAGUAGAGUGACACUUUUUUCUGAUUCUAAACCACUGGGAUCUGAGGAUAUAGAUAAUCAAGGACACUGGAUGCCAAAAGAAGAAAGGCAGAUAGAUUUGGAAACCGGUCGAGUGCGUCGGAAAGCCAUUUUUGGAGAUGAGGAAGAUGAGUCUGGAGAUAGUGAUGAAGAAGAUGAUGAAGAGAUGUCUGAAGGCGACAGGUUGGAAAAUGGCUCUAGUGCUGAUGAAUCGGAAGAGGAAGCAGAUGCUGAAAUGACUAAUAAAAUGUAUAUGGUGGGUAAAGGUGUCAAACGACAGAGACUUGAGGAGAUGGAAGAAGACAAUGAGGUGGAUUUGCCAGCAUUUGCUGAUAGUGAUGAUGACCUUGAGAGGAGUUCAGAGGAAGAAGGAGACGCAGAGGAAGCUGAUGAAAGCAGUGAAGAAGAGGAUUCCACUUCAGGAGAGAGGGAUAGUUUAGAAUCUAGGGUUGUUGGAGACCGUGGUAAACCAGGACUUUUACAAACUAAUGGUUUGAGUGACAGUUUGAAUCUGGAGAAUCCUUUGACAAUCAGAAAAGCAACCCUCACCACUUCAGAUUCAGGUCAUUGCACAGCUGAAGAGGCAUUUGCAUCUGGGGAUGAAACUGAAGAAAGCUCCUCUCUCAGUACAGAGGACGAGGACUCAGAAAAUGAAGAGGCUAUUAAGAAAAAGUUUCCAGAGUCUUCUAAAGUGGCCAGUGGUCAGAGACUGGGGUCAGAGAACUUAAUUGAUGAGACGAGUGAUGUAGAAGACUUACUCAAAGAGGAAGAAGAUUACAAGGAAGAAAAUAACUAUUCCACAGAAACUUCAGGCGCUCUCAAGUGGAAGGAAGACCUUUCCAGAAAGGCAGCUGAGGCCUUUCUGAGGCAGCAACAGGCGACUCCAAACCUUCGAAAGCUUAUUUAUGGGACAGUGACAGAGGACAAUGAAGAAGAAGAUGGUGAUUCCAGGGAGGAACUCGGAGGAUUGUUCCGUGUCAGCCAGCCUUCAAGAGAAUGUAAGCACAAGCUUGAUUCUUUGGACUGCUCCAGAUUUCAUGUGGAGGCGCCCCAUGAUUGGGAUUUAGAGGAGGUCAUGAACAGUAUCAGAGAUUGCUUUGUGACUGGGAAGUGGGAAGAUGAUAAAGAUGCAGCCAAGAUCUUAGCAGAAGAUGAAGAGCUCUAUGGUGACUUUGAAGACCUGGAAACAGGGGAUGUACACAAGGGAAAACCAGGCCCAGAUACUCAGAUUGAAGAUGUAGAAGAAGUUAAGGAAGAAAUUGACCCCAAUGCAGAGGAAAGUGCCAAGAAAAAGCAUUUGGAUAAAAAGAGAAAAUUGAAGGAGAUGUUUGAUGCAGAAUAUGAUGAAGGAGAAAGCACAUAUUUUGAUGAUCUUAAAGGAGAAAUGCAUAAACAAGCACAGCUUAAUCGAGCAGAAUUUGAAGAUCAAGAUGAUGAAGCCAGAGUUCAGUAUGAGGGUUUUCGACCUGGGAUGUAUGUUCGAAUUGAGAUAGAAAAUGUCCCCUGUGAAUUUGUGCUUAACUUCGACCCCCAUUACCCAAUGAUUUUGGGUGGUUUGGGCAAUAGUGAAGGCAAUGUCGGAUAUGUACAGAUGCGUCUGAAGAAACACCGUUGGUAUAAGAAAAUCCUCAAGUCCCGAGAUCCAAUCAUUUUCUCUGUGGGGUGGAGGAGGUUUCAGACCAUUCCACUCUAUUACAUCGAAGACCACAAUGGGAGACAGAGGCUUCUAAAGUACACUCCACAACACAUGCAUUGUGGAGCAACUUUUUGGGGUCCUAUUACUCCACAGGGAACUGGGUUCUUGGCAGUACAGUCUGUUAGUGGCAUAAUGCCUGAUUUCCGGAUAGCUGCCACAGGAGUUGUCCUUGAUCUGGAUAAAUCCAUAAAAAUUGUGAAGAAAUUAAAGCUAACUGGUUUUCCAUAUAAAAUUUUCAAGAAUACAUCAUUCAUUAAGGGAAUGUUUAAUUCUGCUUUGGAAGUGGCCAAAUUUGAAGGUGCUGUGAUUCGAACUGUCAGUGGCAUAAGGGGACAGAUCAAGAAAGCACUUCGGGCUCCAGAAGGAGCUUUCCGGGCCAGCUUUGAGGACAAGUUGUUGAUGAGUGAUAUUGUCUUCAUGAGGACUUGGUAUCCCGUCUCCAUUCCAGCCUUCUAUAACCCAGUGACUUCUUUGUUGAAACCAGUUGGUGAGAAAGACACCUGGUCAGGAAUGCGGACCACCGGUCAACUCCGGCUUGCCCAUGGUGUCCGACUAAAGCCCAACAAGGAUUCUUUGUAUAAGCCAAUCAUGAGGCAAAAGAAACAUUUUAAUUCACUGCACAUUCCAAAAGCCUUGCAGAAGGCCCUGCCAUUUAAGAACAAGCCCAAGACCCAAGCAAAGGCAGGCAAGAUACCGAAGGACAGGCGGAGACCAGCCGUCAUACGGGAACCUCAUGAAAGGAAGAUCCUUGCACUGCUGGAUGCUCUAAGUACGGUGCACAGUCAGAAGAUGAAGAAGGCCAAGGAACAACGGCAUUUGCACAAUAAAGAACACUUCAAGGUGAAGCAGAAGGAGGAAGAAGAGAAACUGAAGCGACAGAAGGACCUCAGGAAGAAGCUCUUCCGAAUUCAGGGUCAAAAAGAAAGGAGAAAUCAGAAGUCCAGCCUGAAGGGGUCUGGGGAGCCAUCAAAAUGAGCUUUAAACAGAUAGUCUUUGCAUUUGCAGAGGUGGAUGGUUUCAAAUACUACAGUACCUGUAAAUGACAGCAGGGCUCAAGACCCCUUUGUUGGAUAUGUUGCCCAGACUGUGCCUUUGAGAAGAGAAAUGGAGACUCAGCUGAUAGGACGCCCAUUCAUUCUCAGAGCCUAGGUUGUGUCAAGAUUUAAAGCAAUAUUAUUUAUGGUUUUGUAGAUUCCUUCACAUUCCUCUUACCUUAGUUUUCAUUUUUUGUGCUACAAAAAUAUUACUAAAAUACUUAAUUUUGGCUUAAUAGUUUUCAUCAGGGAUGAAUGCUUGAUGAUUGUGGAUAAAUUGCUGAUUCUGCCAUCCUCAUGAUGCGUCCUCCAAAGGGGAAAAAAUAUUAACUUGAAAACUCAGCUUUCAAAUGUUAGAAAGGAGUGUAUGGUUCAGUGCACAGCUGUUUCCCAGAGGCCAUGUGAUGGGUAAUAGCGCAACAGGCUGACCUGACUGCACAUAGAAGAAUCCAGCUGCUUCUAUUUAUGUCACCAUAUAUGGGGCUAGUUUUGAUCUGUUAAAACAAAUUAAUAAAAAAAUAUUUUAAAAUUU